UGAACAUCUUCAGGAGGAAUACCAACACGAUUAACUAGGGAAUACGGUAAAAUAGGAGUAAUAACACCAUAUAAAAAGAGAUCUGUUCAAUUCUGUUAGCUUCAACUUACUAACAAGGUGUCAUGUUUAGCGAGUUUUGUUUCCGAUAAGAUAUAACGUAAAUUCAAUUUUAAACUGCUAAACGCGACUUGCUGAUGAGUUAAGACGAACCUGUAAACAGAGCAACUGCAACAGUUACGACAAUGAACUCUGUACUGCUCCUUUUCGCCCAAAGUUCAUUGAAUUUUCGGCGAGCUUUUUUCGCUAUUUGUACCAUUGUAGUUUGUAUUGGAGCUAAUGCUCAGUAACUCUGGUGAAAUUUAAAUUCUCCACGAGCGUACUUGUCAACAGAUAUACACCGCCUCUUGCCAAUAGUCGCAGAAAGCCAAGCUUAACUGCACUACAGGAUCACCACUUACUUGCUAGUAGUGGGUGAGGAUUUUACUGCUCCCUAAUUCCAGUCGACUUGGCGUCCACCAUACCACAGUUCUGCUACAGAAAGAGCAAUUGCUCCUGUUUCUGUUCUCAAAAUCAACUGAAGGCUUGUAGUUUUGAAUUAAAAAAUGCAAAUACCAAAACCGAAAGUUCAAUAUUAUGACCCGAACAAUCUAUGGAACGCCAUGUCUUCGGACAUACAGCACAAACUUCCCUUACGAAACGUGCAAUGGGUUGAUUCUUUUCAGAAACAGCGACACUUUGUUACAAGUAUAGACAUUGAGUUCAUUCCUUGGUAUGAGAGUUACAAUACCAAUCCAGCUACAAGAACCUCGUCUAUUAUUAACACGCCGUUGGUUAACAUGAUGUUCGUUCCUCAUGAGGAUAUAGAGACAUUCAAGAACCAACAGCUGAAACUAAUCCAGGAGUGGGUUGAUAAAGUCUCACAACGCGAAUCUCAACAGUGGAUGAUUGUACUUGUGUCAACUUCCAAACCUGUAGCUAAACCAUCAACAUCAAUGCGCCGAACUCAUACUCGUUCCAGCUCAUACUUCUCAUCACGCGUGUCUGUGUUAGAUAGACUACGCGCUGCUUACAGCACGGAAGGUUUUGACCGUUGCGUCCAUUUGGAUUAUCUACGAUUUGGUACGCCCGAUGCCGAGUGUUGGAACGCUUUCAUAACAUGCCUAAAAAACUGUGUUGUUUGUGCGUUAGACUUUCGAUUCACGCAAUUGGAUGAGCAAAUUAAGUCUAUGCCCGUUGCACCAUCUUCCGAUCCUUCCAUGUAUAUACUUUACUUCACCCAGCUCAUACGCCAAGCGUGCAGUUACUAUGAUGUUUCUUUAUAUAAUGAGGCCCUAGAACAUUUCGAGGGCAUCUUGGCAUUCUUGAUGGAUAACGUACAUGAGCUUCUUAAUACCAAUCAACCAUUUUCAAAGCUCUUUGGAGAAGGUACGGACGCAAUUCAAAUGGACAAAUUACUGGACUACCUUCCAUCUAAGCAUCCUUUAUUCGACAACUUUCACGAGUUAUUGGCGUCCGACAACUUGACGCUUUUCAACUUCAUACUUUACCUAUAUACCCAGAUUAUAAAGUUGCAAAUUCAGCUGAAUGCUCUGCAAACAGUACAUCUGUCUCUAAAAAAUCUCUUUCGUGUAUUAGAACAGUGCUUUAAGGAUGUUGAAAAAGCACCUCUAUACUAUCGCUGUUGGAAGUUUCGGAUAAUCCAAGAGUUUCUGCAACUUAUGCAACCCAAAGUUGAUGCCGACAAAGAAAAUAGCUUGCAGCUUUCUUCGUAUGCUUACAUGUGUAUUAUGCUCAGAGAAGAACUACUUUUCUUAGCUGUUGGAGUCGGUGCUAUACCAUCUGAGUCCUUAUUAGCUGAACUCUAUAUUACACCGUCGACAGAUGUCACGGCAAAUGGAACUGAAAAAGAUUACCUACUCUCAGUGCUUCCGACUCUCGAAACCGAUAAAUCUUCCCUGGGUUACUUUGCCGAUCUUACCAAAAAUGCUUUGAAUGUUUUAGAGCGUAAACAACAUUCACAUCUAUCGCAAAGAAUGAUGAGUGACCUAGCGAUCUGUUUGUUUGAAUUGAAAAAUUACGAUUCAGUUAUUCCCUUGUUACCUUUUUUGCUUCGUGCUUCUGCUUUCUCAAACCCAGACGUGGAUUUCAAAAAAAUCAACCUGUGUUUGGAUGUUUUUGAGCAAACUGAACGCUAUGAUGAUGCCAUUGAUUUGCUUUUAGAUAUCCUUUGCAGCGAAGGAUACAACGAACGAUCAGAGCUUUCAUCUAAAUAUAUCGCUGCUCUUCAUCAAUUCGUGACAUUAGACAUUGAUAAAACUAUUUCGGCCGAUAAGUUUUUUACCAUUGAAUAUUCAAAUCGAGUUGAACUGACAAAUAGCGGUCAUCUUUUGGAGGUUAAGCUUAAACGCUUGACAGAUAUCUUCCAGACUUCAAUUGAAUCGGCUUCUUGUGAUUUUGUUUCUACUGACCAAGACUCAAAGCGUUUGAAUUUACAGUAUUUAAGCACCAAUAGUGAGUUACCAAGUACGGGCAUUUCUUCCUUAACAUUCGGGACAAAGAACAUCAUUCCCGGAACAUAUUCUAUUGAGAAAAUCGAAUUCAAACUCAAAGAUAAUAAUCUGAGAUUUGUACAAAGUUUUACUUCAUCCGAACAAAACAUAUACGUUCCCAAACCAUCUCGAUUUUCGGAGCAUCCGUACAUCCUUAAUGAUCGAUUAUACACAUGUUUUGUUAACAGAAAACUUUGCUUUCCUGUGGCAUUGGAGCUUCCCGAUUCACUUUGUGACGUUUCUCUUUCGUUUCCUGAUUUUUCCAAGUUUAAAGACUGGUCAUUACAGGAUAUAUUUCUUUACACUGUCGAAGAAGGUACAGCUUCUAUUGAAGUACAAGAAGAUAAAAUCCUUAUUACGAAGAAGGCUGAGAGUCGUCAAAAAAUACAGAUAUGUAUUCCACAUACUGAUGAAAUAUCAAAACUUCAAGAGCUGGAAUUGCGUAUUGCGUACUCCAUUGAAAAAGAAUCAACACUUGUCAUGAUUGCAAAUUACCACAUAUCUGAAGACGACAUCUUCAAAGUUGAUGUUGGUACAUUACCCACAGGCGGGGCGGGUGAAUGUGCUAUCAUGAUGAAAUUAGAACCUAAACUUCCUGUCUAUCUUCAUUCGUGGACGGUUUGUGAGAAUGGGGAAGAAAAAGAACCAAAUGUUGUCAACUCAGCCGUUCUUAAUAGCUUCAAUCUGGCAACUGCUAUUGAUGUAUCUUCCCUUGCAUCUUUUGACACAUUGUUUUUGCAUUUUGAUUAUACAUUUUUGGAGGAUUAUAUACUUGCAUAUUUAUGCGAAAGCCUGCGUUCUUUUCUUCCCAAUUCUGACAGCGAGUUUUACUUGCCGUUGUUGAAAGAACUAACUUCCGAAAACUUAAAGCAUCCUAACUCUGCGUGGAAAAAGUCAUUCUUUGAGUUACAGAAAACCAAACCGAGUGGACGGAUGAUUUCAAUUUUUUCUAAGGAAGAACUCUCAAUUUUUGAUGAAAAGCUGAAGGAAAUACCCCAACUUAUCUCAUUCCAAGAUAUUCAUUUGCGACUACUUGGAUCCCAACACAAAGGUACUGUUGACGAUUCAAGCUCUCCCAUUUGCCUAAGCCGGACGGCGCCCCUUCGACCUUUUACACGCUUACCGGGAGAUGUGAUUGACUGCCAUUGGCAAUCGAUUACGUCGGACAAUCACGUUGGAGCCCGUCCGUUCAAGACCACUGUUGGACAGCCCACUGACAUUGAGCUGGUCAUUCAAAGGACUACACACAAGGAAUCCGCUUCUUCUACCGAACAACUGCAACUGCAGUACAAGUGCACUGCCGACUCGAGCACCUUGGCCAUUGGAGGACCCAUCAUCGGAACUGUCAUCUUUCAUCCAGGACAAAACGCUACUCGCAUUCGUUUCACACUUACUCCUACCGCUACAGGGAUAUUUACACUUCCCACCAUACACAUGGCAAACGCAAACGACGAUGAUAUUUUAGCCAUAAGCAACCCGGACUACCUCAUAGUAGAGGGUCUGUUAAAUAGUGCAGAGUUACUUUAGGAAAUUAUCUUGAGCAGAAAGCUUAUUAAGAACUCUCUAACGCAAACGUCUGGCUUCACGCUCGGAUUCAAGAAGGACGAGAAUGUCAUCCUCGCGAACAGGACCCUUAACGUUACGAAUGAUGGAACGGGAAGUAUCAUCCAUGAACUCAACACGGACUUGGGUGACACCACCACUAAAAGAGUUAGAUUUUGUAAAUCAACAUGGCUCUAAGAAUACUACUUACCGGGAUCCAGUGCGUCCGAGAACUUUGAUGACUUUAGCCAACUUGACGGGGACCUUCGAGGAAUCCAUUUUGGUGCGAUAAGUUUGCAAGUGGACACAGUUUUGGUAUACACACUUAAAAAACAGUCACUUGUUAUCACGCUAUUCCUCACUAUUCGAUUUAAGUGUAAGAUGAGAAAGUAUUUUCGGCUACGCUAUGGGAUCGGUAUUCUAUUUAAAGUAUUCUAGCACAAACACGGUAGUUGCUCAGCAAACACAGGACACUACCAUUUAAAAGACUGGAUGGUAAAAUACGACUGAUUAUACGAACAUAAUAUACAAUCAAGGAAAA
Molecule: messenger RNA, 4632 nt
Organism: Schizosaccharomyces japonicus yFS275
Lineage: Eukaryota; Fungi; Ascomycota; Schizosaccharomycetes; Schizosaccharomycetales; Schizosaccharomycetaceae
Product: TRAPP complex subunit Trs130
Exons: 5
Coding region: 603-4076 (1157 amino acids)
Biological process (GO): Golgi vesicle transport
Cellular component (GO): cytosol; Golgi apparatus; TRAPPII protein complex
Source: RefSeq, a predicted model, not a curated record